Messenger RNA from Trametes versicolor FP-101664 SS1, 240 nucleotides. RefSeq lists its product as uncharacterized. Lineage: Eukaryota; Fungi; Basidiomycota; Agaricomycetes; Polyporales; Polyporaceae. The transcript is spliced from 2 exons. The record is from RefSeq and is a predicted model, not a curated record. The coding region runs from base 1 to 240 and encodes 79 amino acids.
AUGUCUCUCCUCACCAACAUCAUCGGUUUCUCGAUCUUCGGGUUCGCUGCGCGCGUCGGCCAGCUUGGUAUCCAGAAGCGCGGCCUUUUUGAAAACCCCGCCGGCCACGCCAUCGCAGCGGGCGCGUUCGGAUUCGUCGGAUACUGGGCGUACCAGUGGGACCAGCGUGCGGCCGUCCUCAUCCAGGAGAAACGUGCACAGCUCGCAGAGCGGAGGGGACAGACCGAGGGGACCUCAUGA